Molecule: messenger RNA, 468 nt
Organism: Colletotrichum higginsianum IMI 349063
Lineage: Eukaryota; Fungi; Ascomycota; Sordariomycetes; Glomerellales; Glomerellaceae
Product: Clathrin adaptor complex small chain
Exons: 5
Coding region: 1-468 (155 amino acids)
Biological process (GO): protein transport; vesicle-mediated transport
Cellular component (GO): AP-1 adaptor complex; intracellular membrane-bounded organelle
Molecular function (GO): clathrin-cargo adaptor activity
Source: RefSeq, a predicted model, not a curated record
AUGGCCAUUCACUACCUCAUUCUUCUCUCCCGCCAGGGCAAAGUGCGCCUCGCAAAGUGGUUUACCACCCUGUCGCCCAGAGAGAAGGCCAAAAUCGUCAAGGACGUUUCCCAGCUGGUUCUCGCCCGUAGAACUCGCAUGUGCAACUUCCUCGAGUACAAGGACUCCAAGAUUGUUUACCGUCGAUAUGCCUCACUGUUCUUUAUCGCUGGCGCCGCCUCGGACGACAACGAGCUGAUCACCCUUGAAAUCAUCCACCGCUACGUCGAGCAGAUGGACAAGUACUACGGCAACGUGUGCGAGCUGGAUAUCAUCUUCUCUUUCACGAAAGCCUACUACAUCUUGGACGAGCUGUUGUUGGCGGGAGAACUGCAAGAAAGUAGCAAAAAGAACGUGCUGCGAUGUAUAUCCCAGCAGGACUCGCUUGAGGACAUGGAGGUCGAGGACGAAGUUACAAAGAUCAUGUAA